UGGAUUUCCCAUUCAACUCAGCGCUGCGGUUUCUCACACUUUUUGCAACAUUUCAGAGCUUUUUCACCACUAUUUCAGCCUGAUCUUUCGUAUUUACGCUCUCAAAGUGUUCAACUUUGUGUUAACUUUGGUUUCAGACCCGUAAACUUGACAAAACGUGACAUUUUCCGCGUUUUUAAGAAGCUUUUCUCCAAAUCUGCGCUGCUCUUGGUUCAUUCAAAUCUUUUCCGCUCACGUAAAGUCUUAUAUUCAUUUAUUUUUACACGUUUAUCAUUUUUUACGACUAAAAUCAUGAGUAAAAACAAAUUAUUGAACAUUAAAGACAAAAUAGAAGGAAACGAAGUGGAUUUGAGCCUGUGUAACCUGACGGAGGUGCCCGUGCGGGAACUGGCUGCCGUCUCUAAAGUCACAGUUGUGGAUUUGUCCUGCAACAACCUGAGCAUGUUAACACCGGACUUCUGUGGCCUGGUUCAUCUGGUGAAGUUGGACCUGAACAAAAACCAUCUGGAGUCUCUUCCUGAAGACUUCGGGAACCUGGUGAAUCUGCAGCACCUGGACCUGCUGGGAAACAGACUGACGGAGCUGCCGGUCAGCUUCUCCCAACUCAGGAGCCUGAAGUGGUUGGACCUGAAGGACAAUCCUCUGGAGGCGGGUUUGGCCAAAGCAGCAGGAGACUGUCUGGACGAGAGGCAGUGCAAGCAGUGCGCCGCUAGAGUUCUGCAGCACAUGAGAGGACUUCAGGAGGAAGUGGAGAAGAUCAGACAGAAAAAACUACAGAGAGAGAAAGAUCUGGAGAGGAAGCGCGAGGCGAAGCAGCGGGAGCGAGAGGCGAGGGAGAAGGAGGUGAAGAAGAGGGAAAAGGCCGAGGAGAAGGAGCGACGCAGAGCCGAGUAUCAGCAGCAGGUGGCGGCGCAGGCGGCGCAGGAGCAGCAGAAGAAGAAACAGGAGGAGAAGAAGAAGAAGAACGGGAAGGCUCCAGCAGAUAAAAAGGCCUCCUCAGAUGUUCCUGUGAAGCCCAGACGCUCGGUUCUGCGGCUCCUCCUGAAGCUGCUGCUGGUGGCGUUGGUGGGUUUGGCGUCCACGGCGGCGGCGUGCGUCCUCACCGAGCUCCGGGAGCUGCCCGCCUGUCGACACCUCGGCCUUUUACUCCACCACAGUCUGACCUGGGCCACAGAGCAGAAGGUCCUGCUCCAAGAUCUGCUCCUGAACCUGUCCUCCAGCGCCAAAGAGCUCCUGGAGUCCACGCAGCAGCAGCUCACAGACAAAAACUAAACACAAGUCUGCAGAAAGCUUUUAUUUUUUUAAUCGACCUGAUUUCCCAAACACUGCAAAAAUAAUUCUACACGACGUGAAAAACCGCGCGACUCUGUCCUCUGGUCUGUGCUCCACCGUGUUUUUAAACUCCACACACCUCCACUAGAAUCAUCUGGAUCGUGUCAGUCGUGGAGUUGCCAUGAAACCUCAUGACAUCACAAAGUGGAGCAGAGAUCAGGAAACAGAGUCGUCUUUCCGUUAAAUGGUUUUAUAUUUGUGAAUAAUCAUCAUAAGAAUCAUCUCGAUCUGCAGCUGAGAAAAGUCCACGUCCGAGUGAAGUGAAGGUCCAUUAGAAGAGUUUCCCGUUUUUCCCACAGACGUAAACAAUCGUAACGAACGUCCACAAAAACGUUUAGAACAAGACUCAGGCUCCGUUCAGACUGCAGGGUUUAACGCUCAGUUCAGAUUUUUUUGUGAAAUCCGAUGUUUUUACAAAGUCGUUCACAUUUCCAGUUAAAUGUGACUUGUGUGUGUCUCCAGUGUGAACAUUAAACGGUCCAAAAGUGUCCCACAUGUGACACUGGAGACACGACGACGUCAACCGCAGCGAGCGUCUCUGUGUUUACUGAAGUUGUCCAAACAUGGACGCAGCAUCGAGCACCUGGAGAUUUUAAAGUUCCUCUCGUACCGGAGCCAGAACAUGAACAACUGACUUGUUUUAAGGAGGAGAUUGAGAAGGAGAAGGAGCAGGUUUUUGGUGGUGGUGUUUUGUGGUGAGUGGAGAUGUGCUUCACUUCAGUCACAUGGAUCAUGAACAGUUUUCUCUGACUUCAGCGCAGAAUAGUGACGUUUGUGUCUUGUUGAUGACGUGUAGGUGGAUGAAUGUGACCUGACCGUUCACACUGAAGUCACAUGUUAAAAGAUCAGAUAUGGAUCAGUUUCAGGAGCACAGAUCCAAGUGUCCUGGUCACAUGUGAAAACAUCAGAUCUGUGUGGUUCAGACAUUAAAAGAUCAGAUACAGGAACAUAGAGACAAAAAAUCAGAUUUGGGUCACUUCAGGUGCAUCUGAACGCAGCCUUAGUCUCUGUUCCGUCUGCACCUGAAGUGACACAAAUCUGAUUUUGUCCCUCUGCUCGUGUGUCUGAUCUUUUAACGACUGAACCUCACAGAUCUGAUGUGUUCAAGUGUGACUCAGGACACUUGGAUCUGUCCUAAAACCCAAACAGAUCUGAUCUUUAACAUGUGCAGUGUUGGGAAGGUGACUUUUAAAAUGUAAUCCCCUACAGAUUACAGAUUACAGACCCCAAAAUAUAGUUUGUAACGUAAUCCAUUAAAUUACUUAAAGUGAGUAAUGUAAUCUGAAUACUUUGGAUUACUUGAUAUUGUCCUGCUUUUUAAAACUACAUGAAUGUAUCAACAACAUCCUGAAAAUUCUUGUUUGUUUUCUUCAAAUUGUCUGUUGAGUCCAAGUCUCCAUGAACAGACUUUUGUUUUACUGAAGAGAAACAAAGACGAGGAUCUGAACAUGAGAAGUUUUAUCUGAUAAAAGAAAAUAAAAAGCCCAGACUUUACUUAAACAUAUUAAAAAUAUUAUUGAUAGAAAAAUGAUUUUUAUAUGAAAUCACUGCUGCUUUAAAUUAUGUCCAACUACUGUUAGUGUCAUAUUGUCUAGUCCUGGUUUAUUGGUUCCUGGUUUAGUCCUGGUUUAGUCCUGGUUUAGUCCUGGUUUAGCCCAAAAUGUGAAAAUAGGAAAAUCCCGCCGUGUAAUCCAUUUAUUUCAACAAAGUAACUGUAAUCCGAUUACCACUCACUGAAACAGUAACUGUAACUGAAUACAGUUACUCAUAAAUUGUACUCUGAUUAUGUAAUCCCAGUUACAUGUAAUCUGUUACUCCCGACACUGAACGUGUGACUUGAGUCUGAACGUCCAGGUCACGUUCAUCCACCUGCACGUGUCACAAAUGUUCUUCUUCUUCUCGUCCUGAAAACAAAUCCUCUGUUCAUGUUCUGCCUCCGGUUCCACAGCAGCUUUAAAAUCUCCAGCUGCUCGAGGCUGCGUCAGGUUUAGGCGACGUCUCUGCGUGUGACGUGGUCGUGUCCCGUGCACACGUGACACUUUUGGGGCGUUUAAAGUUCACACUGGAGACACACACGAGGAGCGUUUCACUGUAAGUGUGAACGAGCUCACAACAAAAAUCACAUUUCACAAAAAAAAUCUGUAUUGAACAUUAAACCCUGCAGACUGAACAUGGACUUAGUGUUUUAUAAAGUUUAAGAACCAGAUGUAAAGUCUUAGGGCGAGUUGUACGAGGCUCCGCCCACGAGGCGACGUCACCCACACGAACAUCCUCCAUAAAAACACAAAAACACAAACCUGCACAGUGACUGGACAAACCUGAUGUGACGUGCACGAGUUUCAUUCGUCUUUUCGUUGUUGUAAUCGCGCUCUGAAGGGGGAGUGACUCAGCACAGGGAGCUGAACAUGUGACGUGUUACAGUGACUCACAGAAUCAGAUCCUCUUUACCCUGAGAGAAACGAAAGCGUAAAACUUUUUUUUUUUCUCGGGUUGUUUCCGUGGAGACGAGUCAGAUCCGUGUCAAAGUCGUGUGGACGUAUUUUUGCAGUGUGUGUUUGAGGUUGUCAUGGAGACGGAGGGAUGAUCAGAAAUUCCUAUGGAAUUGUGGCUCAGUGUUUUUAUAAAAUGGUGUUUAAAGGGGCAGUUUGUGUUUUUGUCCAGCAGGGGGAGGAGAGAGCAGCCGUCACCAAACCCACCGCACAGACUUUUAUAAACUCACAGAUUCUCCUCUAAAUGUCGGGAAGAAUAUUAAAGACGCACUGAGUCACUUUUCUGGAGGACGUCCAGCUGCCUGUCGCCAUGGAGAUGUUAUUGUUAUUCCUGGAAUGUCCCAUGGACGACGAGCAAGACACUUCUGUCUUAUGUGUAAGUGUUUUGUCUCCUGCUCGUCUCCAGGGGGACGAUGUGUUUAAAGCCAUAAUGUGGAAUAUUCAAAGCACCAACGUUUCCCUGGAGACGAACCUGUGGCCGACCCUCCACCAGGAAAGUUACACAGUGCAGCUUUAAAUCUCCACCAGGACUCAGAAUCCAAACACAAACACAAAAUCUGCUCUGACGUCUGGACUUGUGCUUUUGGCUCAGCUUUAAUCUCAAUAAACGUCUAUGCACAACAACAAA
This is a messenger RNA of Boleophthalmus pectinirostris (great blue-spotted mudskipper), 4449 nucleotides long. RefSeq names its product leucine rich repeat containing 59 (gene lrrc59). Bases 292 to 1272 code for a protein of 326 amino acids. Gene Ontology annotation, molecular function: protein binding. The transcript has 7 exons. The record is from RefSeq and is a predicted model, not a curated record. NCBI's taxonomy places the organism in Eukaryota, Metazoa, Chordata, Actinopteri, Gobiiformes, Gobiidae.